Macrosteles quadrilineatus (aster leafhopper) is the source of this 4050-nucleotide messenger RNA. RefSeq lists its product as uncharacterized. Bases 1 to 4050 code for a protein of 1349 amino acids. Gene Ontology annotation, molecular function: nucleic acid binding. Gene Ontology annotation, biological process: DNA integration. The record is from RefSeq and is a predicted model, not a curated record. Lineage: Eukaryota; Metazoa; Arthropoda; Insecta; Hemiptera; Cicadellidae. The transcript has 4 exons.
AUGUCAAUAAGGAGAUCAGAGACGGAAAGACACCCUCCAGACAGAUAUACUCCAGCAAUUGGGAAUAACAACGACAAAACUGUUAAUCCAAAGCCAAGUAAAGACCAACCAUCAGUAUCUGCCAAAUCUAGUACUUCUUCUAGUAGACGAAGAUUAAUGGAAGUGGAGUUGAAGAAGCUAGAAGAAAUGCAGAAAUUGGAAAGAGCCCAUGAGGAAAGAGAAAUGGAGCGACAACGACAAGUUGAAGAAAUGGAGCGGCAACGACGAAUGGAAGCUAGAGAACUAGAGCGACAGAAGCAACUGCUGACGGCGAGAGCUGAGCUUGAGUCUGCUUCAGUGUGUGGCAGUCAACAGUCAAGCCGCCCUAGUAAUCGAUCUGAAACCAAGAUAACUCUGUGCUGUCUGGGACUUAGCAUAAAUCUUGAUGAUGAGGAAGAACCGCAAAGCAAGGUUGAAAGGUGGUUGAAUGAAAAAGAACCGACAGUUCUUAAGUCCUCAUCAGCCAUCAUGACCUCAGCCGUGCAAAAGCUUGCGGAUACCUUCCAAAAAGCUAUACAGCCUGUUUCAUUUCGUCAAAAACUUCCAAGCUUCAGUGGCAAGCCUGAUGAAUGGCCGAUAUUUUUUUCGGAGUAUGAAAAAACUGCCUAUCUUUUUAGUGAGGAUGACAACCUCAUAAGAAUUGACACUUACGCACUCUUAGAUGACGGGUCAACAGUAUCUUUGUUGGAUUCAGCUACAGCCGAUAAAUUAGGCGUCAACGGUAGUUUUGAACCCCUCACGACAUGCUGGUCCAAUGCAACCCAACAUUUCGACCCAACAUCCAUGACUGGGAAAGUUAAAAUUAAAGGGCUAUAUGAGGACGAAGUAUUUACAUUAAACAAUGUACGAACCCAGUCACCAUUGGACUUACCAAAACAAAUGGUGGAUACUGUCAAACUAAAAAAGAAGUGGUCUCACUUACGGUCAAUUGGUCAACCUUUGCCGUCAGGAAAUUUGAAACCUACAAUACUUAUAGGUCAAGACAACUGUGACCUUAUUCUAGCAAGGAAAAUUAUUGAAGGUCCUCCCAACUCUCCAGUCUUGUCUUGGAGUCGUUUAGGCUGGACAUUGCACGGUAAAUGUCAUGAACACAUUGGGCGAGUAGAUAGUCAAUUCACUCUAACGUCUUUUGAAAGUGAAAAACUUCAUGAUAUUAUCAAAGAUUCUUUUGAAAUCGAAAAUUAUGGCGUGUCCCUAGUAGAAGAUGACAAUGUGAAAUCAGUUGAAGACGAAACAGCCCUCAAGAUUUUAGAAGAUACGACCAAAAAAGUAGGGGAUAGGUAUGAAUCCGGCCUACUAUGGAAGUCAGAAGACUUUAAAUAUCCACCGAGCUAUGAAAAUGCGCUGAAAAGGCUUAAGGGUAUUGAAAGGAAGAUGGCAAGAGACGAAAACUUUCAUAACAAAUACAAAGCCAAGAUCACUGACUAUGAAGAAAAAGGUUACAUCAGAAAACUACGUGAUGACGAAGCUACUGUUAUAAAUGACCGGACGUAUUAUCUGCCUCAUUUUGGGGCAAUAAAUCCAAACAAACCUGACAAACUGAGGUUAGUAUUUGACGCAGCUGCUAAAGCGAAUGGUGUGUCAUUCAAUGAUGGUUUGCUUAGUGGUCCUGACCUUUUGAACCCUCUGCCAGCAGUACUUCUCAAAUUCAGAUUAAGAAAAUUUGCGAUCGCAGGUGACAUACAAGAAAUGUUUCAUCAAGUACGUAUCAGAAAAGAAGAUGUCGAUUCGCAAAGGUUUCUAUGGAGAGAAGAUCCGAACAACGAACCAGAUACCUAUAUCAUGGAAGCAAUGAUAUUUGGAUCAACGUGUUCCCCGAGUACUGCCUUGUAUGUAGUAAACAGCAACGCCAAGAGGUUUCUACAAAUUUACCCAGAAGCAAGUAAAGCGAUCCUCUGCAGUGAAUACAUGGACGAUCUACUAGACUCUACUGAUACAGAAGAAGAAGCUAGAAUUAGAAUACAACAGAUAACAGAAAUUCACAAGUCCGGAGGUUUUAAAAUCUGUAACUGGUUGUCAAAUUCAAAAGAAAUUUUACUUGAAAUACCGGAAGAUUUGAAGACAAACUCUACAAAACAGCUGCAACCUGAAAGUCGUCUACCUACAGAACGUAUCCUCGGAAUGUGGUGGGAUGCUGAAACUGACCACUUUUCAUUUCACCGGAACGCCGAAAAGAUAUUUUGGUCAGAUUCUGUAACAGUUUUGCACUGGCUGAAAUCCGACCCUAGACAAUUCAAACAGUAUGUUUCCAAUAGAAUUGGAGAAAUUCAAGAUUUGUCUAAACCUGAAGAAUGGAGAUGGGUUCCACCAAAACAGAAUCCGGCAGAUGUUGCAACUAGAAGUAACAAAAAGUUUACAUCAGCCAUGCAUUCUGAAUGGAUUCACGGACCCUCAUUUCUAAUGCGAGAAUCUAGUGACUGGCCAAUACAACCGGCCACACUACAAGUCAAGGAUAACGAAGAAACAAAGAAGAAAUUCGUCGGAGUUGUAAACAGUAAUGAAAACCCUCCUCUUUUGACAGUUGAAAACUUUUCUUCUUGGGAAAAAGUGACACGUGUAUUAGCAUGGGUACACAGAUUUGUUAGCAUGCUAAGGUCCCAUACUACCACCACCACCAAAAAGAAACUGAAAACGGUCAACGUAGAUUUUGGAAAUAUACCAGAACUUCAACCAGAGGAAAUUCAAAAAGCUGAAAAGGACUUGAUAUCAAUGUCUCAAAAGGCAAGCUUCAAUGAAGAAAAAAAUUUACUGCUGAAGAACAAACCGCUACCAAAGUCCAGUAGAAUAUUCUCUUUAAAUCCCUUCAUUGAUCAGUCUCUAAUAAGAAUGUCGAGUAGAAUACAUAGUUCACCAGAAAUAAGCGAAGAACAAAAGCAUCCUAUCAUUUUAGACGGCAAAAGUCAUACAGCUAAACUAAUCGUAAAAAUGUUUCACGAGAAAUGUUUCCAUCAGGGCAUCGAGACUGUUAUCAAUAUGACUAGACAACAGUUCUGGAUCUUAAACGUACGAUCAGUCGCCAAGAAAGUCCAAAGGAGCUGCAUGAGGUGUAGCAUAGACAAUGCCCAACCUUAUCCUCCUCAGAUGGCUGCACUACCACAGUUAAGGACCUCAAAAGUGCAACAUCCAUUCUUCUACACUGGAGUGGAUUAUUUCGGACCUAUCGAAGUUACUGUUGGCCGCAGACAUGAGAAAAGAUAUGGUGUCCUAUUUACCUGUUUAUCGACUCGAGCAAUUCAUAUCGAAACGGCUCAUUCUCUUAACACAGAGAGUUGUAUAAUGGCGAUUCAACGAUUCAUCAGCCGAAGACCAGUUCCCUCAGAAUUAUAUUCCGACAAUGGCACAAACUUUGUAGCUGCAGAUAGGGAACUUAGAAACGCUGUAAAGUCACUCAAACAUGAAAAGAUCCAAAAAGACGUGGUGAACUACAGGAUAAAGUGGAAUUUCAUUUGCCCGCGAGCACCACAUAUGGGAGGCUGCUGGGAAAGACUUGUUAGGUCUGUAAAGACCGCAUUAAGGAGUGUUAUGCGCUGCCAGUACCCAAAAGACGAAGAGCUUCAGACAUUCAUGGUUCGCGUUGAAUUUAUAAUAAAUUCUCGCCCACUCACACAUGUUUCUCUGGAUCCCAAUGACCCCGAACCAAUCACACCAAACCAUUUUCUAAGAGAAGCUUACAAAAUCAACCUAAACAAAGACCAACUAUGUAAACGACAAUUAGCUCGUGUUAAAUCACUCCUAGACGGCUUCUGGAAGAGAUGGGUGCACGAGUACCUUCCAUGCCUUUCAAGACGGUGCAAAUGGCACAAGAAAUUGGACCCACCAAAGAUUGACGAUCUUGCAAUAAUAAUUGAGGAAAACUGCCCAAGAAAUACAUGGCCCCUUGGCCGAAUCUCGGCUGUCUACCCAGGUCACGAUGGCCAAGAACGAAUAGUAGACAUCACAACAUCAAAAGGAACUUAUCGCCGGCCUCUGACUAAAGUUGCAGUCCUUACCGUUGGAGGGGAAAAGAUGUAA